Molecule: messenger RNA, 5060 nt
Organism: Truncatella angustata
Lineage: Eukaryota; Fungi; Ascomycota; Sordariomycetes; Amphisphaeriales; Sporocadaceae
Exons: 3
Coding region: 1-4896 (1631 amino acids)
Biological process (GO): rescue of stalled cytosolic ribosome; ribosome-associated ubiquitin-dependent protein catabolic process
Cellular component (GO): cytosol; RQC complex
Molecular function (GO): zinc ion binding; ribosomal large subunit binding; ubiquitin protein ligase activity
Source: RefSeq, a predicted model, not a curated record
AUGAAACGUGGAGGCUUCAAAUCGACUGCCGCGAGUGGGAAAGCCUUUGGUAGCGUGGCCUCCGGUGGCUUCGGAGCUUUCUCCUCUGCUUCCAGCGGCAGCAAACUGUCCUAUCUAACCGAACCCCCGGACUUAUCUGCCAUCUCAGAUGCCAAUGCCGUGGUCUCUUUCAAGAACCUGCUCAAGAAGGACCCGACCACCAAGACAAAAGCACUAGAAGACCUCCUCACCUAUGUGGAAGCACAUCCCCACCAACAGAAUGGCGGCACCGAAGACGCGGUACUGGAGGCUUGGGUCCAAGUAUACCCCCGAAUCUCGAUCGACAACGCCCGCCGCGUGCGCGAACUCUCCCAUACCCUGCAGCUUGAGUUGAUGAAGUCGGCGAGGAGACGCAUGGAACGACGUGUACCCAAGAUCGUCGCAACCUGGAUCGCCGGCACUUUCGACAGAGAUCGAGGCGUGUCGCGAGCUGCCACCGAAGGCCUGUCAUCUUUUCUGACGACUCCCGACAAGACCCUUCAGUUCUGGAACAAGUGCCAACCUCAGAUCCUCGAGUACGCCUCGGACGCAAUCCUCGAAACUCCCGAUACCCUUAGCGAUGAGCGAUCUACAAGUACCGAUGAUGCCGAAGCGAAAUACUAUAGGGUUUUGGGUAGCAGCUUAGCACUGGUGCUGAACCUGCUGCAGAAGAUGGACACUGUCGAUCUCGACAAGUACCAGGAUACUUACCAUCAUUUCCUUGGCGUCGACAAGGUUUGGACAAGCGCACUGGUCAACGAUUCUGUGGUGAGAAGGCUGGCCUCUCAGAUCGUGGCGACCUGUAUUGAGAAGCGUCCUGAGACUAUAGAGGCCAACCUGGGGCUUUUGAGCAAGGUCUACAUCUCCGAGGGCUUGAAGAGCAACCAGACCGGUUCUGCCGUGGAAUUUGUCAAGACUCUGAUCGCCUUGACAGAACAAUUUCCCACAAUCUGGACAUCAGACUAUCGUGGCAAGAAAGCCCCAACAGUCCGGCUCAAGGGCUUUCUCGAAAAGGGUUCUCAGGGUAGCGCCGCUAUUUUCUGGGACUCACUCAGCCAAUUACUGAGCUCUCUACCAUCUGAAAUUGUGUCUUCAGAUCAUGAAGGAGCAAUUGAAUUCAUGAAGUCACUGAAGUCAGGCAUCACAAAUCGAGAAGAGCCUCGAAAUAAUGCGGUCAAUGCUUGGACUUGCUACAUAAGUCUGGGGAGGUUCUUUGUGGACAAGUUGACAAGCGGACAGGUUCAACUCGUGCAAGACUCUAUUUUCCCUCUCAUCGAGCAAUACCUGUUCCCGGAACGACCAGAAUGGUCAGUCGGCAGUCCAGUCCCGAUUCUGAAGGCCUACACCGCAACGGCGGCAUCUCCAAACGCCGAGGUCAGAGAAGCAAGUACACAACACUGGUCGAAGAUGAAGGAUCAGUUCUCGUCACGGAUACGUGACUCGCUCCCUGAAGCCUCGAAAGACUUCCAAAAGUCCCAAAAGGCUAUCGCAGAUGAAGGCAAUCGGUGGUUCGGUUUGACGGGCAAAAUACUGGAGGCUCAUGCACAGACUGUGAAUUCGAAUCGCCCCAUCCCAGCGAAGCCAGUGCAGCAGCCAUCGCUCAGCUUGAUUCUUGAAGCUUUCGAUCUCUUGCAAAAACGCAACCUGAAACCAUUCGGGGCCGCAGCGACAAUCGCAUCGGCAUUUCAGGACAGCAAAUCACUCUUCCAGAGCAACGAGGCAUCAACAGGCGAGGUAUUGCGGGAGUUGGAGGCUGCUGUAUCCGAUGAUUUGCCUGCUCUGUUGAAGUCACCGAGUGCGCCAUACAUACUCUCCUGUGUUAACUCUUUGGGGAGUAUUGCCGGAAGAGACAAAGAUUUUGAAACGAUAUGGCGGGCAAGCAUCGAAGUUCUGGUUUCCUUGGUCGAUGACGACAGUUCCACCGAGAUUCUGCAAGCUCUGACGACGCUGCUGUCAAGUCCGACUGGAUCGAAAUUGGCACACAAAUUGCCCCAGGUGCAAGGUGUAGUUGCACGGAAAUGCAUUUACUGUGCUACAAGCGAUGCGCCGGCAGAGUCUUGGGCUGUUUUCGAUACCGCUAUAACUUUCGACGUGCUCGAUAGGGAAACGGGGCAACGACUAGCCGAAGAACUUACAGCGCUUCUAGCAAAACAACCAGGUUCCAGAGUGAUCAAGUCUCUACUUCUGUUGGCGCAAAAGAAGCCUGAACUUCUGUCCGGAGAACAAGUUCAUAUGAGUCUGAUGACGAGCCUUUUGAGCCUCUCUGAAAGAAGUGACAGCUCUGGUGUCGCGACAUUGAGAUCCCUUCUAAGCCAGCCGACCACUGGCGGAUCUGCUAACUUUGUUGGUAUUAUUUCCCAGAACCUCAACGAUGCUAGCACAUCUUCUCUUGGUGUCGACACUCUGAUCCACCAAGCGUCGCAAGUCCAGGAUGGAGAAGAUUUUGCAACCUCUAUAAUACCCGAUACGAGUGUCUGGGAGAACGAACUGCUUAGCCUAUUGGACAGGAAUGCGCUUGACCCGUCCUUGUCUCUUACCAGUAGUCUUCGAGGCGCCUAUUACCUAAUCCCUCCUCCACAACAAGCUAAAGAAACCAAGAUCAAGCGCGACCGAAAUGGCUGCUCUAUUCCUGGUCGUAUGGCCCAAUACACUAUCCGCUUCAUGCAAUCAGAGUGGAAAAAUGCUUUGCCGGUCAGCAAGCAAGCUGAGCUGCUCAUCUUGACAGCUAUCACCGCCGAGGUUACGGCAGAUCAACUAGCUGUGCUCCAAGAUGGCAGUGUAUGGAAAACUGGCGCCGACGUACCCUCCGAUGCCGAAAAUCUGAUCUCAUCUUCCCGAACCAUCUUUGAUAUGUUGACUGAAGAAGCGUCAUCCUGGCGAGAAGGCGCAGAGUCCGGAUCCCCAAAAUCCCGUCUGGUGCACGAUAUCUUCAUUAAGCUCCUCGACAGCACCAAACAAUUGACACCUUUCGGACUUUACAGUGCACGGGUAUUGAGCCAACUCUUUGAGAAUCUUUCCGAGAAACAUGGCUUCCCCUCUAGCGCUGAGGGAUGGCUAACAAGUUUGGAUGUUCUGAAGUCCACACCUAUGACCAUUUUGCCUGCUGUGGCUAUUUUAAGUGGGUUUGGUGCGACACUUGCACCCCUCAAGGUCAUCAGCAAUCUCUGCAAUCGACUCGUCAGUGAUGCUGCCGGCGCGACACUGAAUACGGACAAAUCAUUGGCGACCCUAGUUCUAUUGAAUGCAUGUAUGCCAAUCUACGAGUCCGGCGAUUUACCUGUAGCGAAUAACCGUCUCGUGUUUGCAGUCAAGCAACUUACGUCUUGGCUCGAAGCUCCCCAGGAUGUGGACUACAGAUUUGCAGCAGAGACUUGUCGAAGUCUGCUAUAUCUCUUACCUUGUAUCAAGGACGUCUAUGGAUCAUACUGGGAACGUGCAAUUGGAUUCUGUGUAUAUAUCUGGACGAAGAAUUUGACGGCUGAGGAGCUGAACAAGUGGCUCCCUUCUAUACACACCACACUAAGACUGUCUACAACUAUCCAAUCAUUGGAAGAACCUAAUGACGAUCUGGUUGAAGCUCUAUCAACAACAGCCGAGGAGAGAUCGUUGGCAUUGGUUGAGCUGCUCAAACUUGACCGCGAUAGGCAAACUCAACCCCUCGAAAUGGUGGACGCCAUAGUUUGCAGACAAGUUGAGAGACUUCCUCUCGAGCACAUCAAGGAUCUCUCUGACUUGUACAGUCUUGUAGCAUCAGACUCGAGAGCCAUUCAAACUGCAAGCUUUACCAUACUACACAAUGCCUUACCGGCGACGCAGGAACAACUCGCUGUGGACGUUCUUCUCGACAAGAAGACUGCUCAGCUUCCUGACGAGCUGCUUUCUCUUCUACUCGAAGCGCCUACUUUGGAAGCCUAUUCGGAUGAAGCAUUGGCCCAAUUCCCUACCCCAAUUCGCUCUUAUCUUCUUACGUGGCAUCUUGUCUUUGACGCUUUUAGUACAGCUUCUUUCAAGGUUCGCGGAGACUAUGCAGAUAACCUUAAGAACGCUAACUAUAUCGGACCUCUGAUGAACUUCACAUUCGAUGUACUUGGCCAUUCCGCUGCACAUGGGCUAAACCUUGACCGAGCGAACUUUACAGUCGAGCAAAUUCGAGACUAUGAUCUUAAGCUCGCAGAAUCAGAGACUGAAGAAAGGAACAUGCAAUGGCUGCUAAUACACCUCUACUACUUGGUGCUGAAAUUUGUGCCUGGGCUUUUCAAGUCUUGGCAUACAGACUGUCGAUCUAAGCAAACCAAAAUCGCGGUGGAAGACUGGAUGGUCAAGUACUUUUCUCCAAUCAUUGUAUCUGAGGCACUUGACGAUGUAGCCAAGUGGGCAUCAGAGCAGGAACCACCAGCAGAUGAUGAAAAGGAGUUGGCUGUUAAGAUCAGCAGGACUGCAAAAGAGGUUACUGCGGGUUACGAAGUCGACGAAUUUCAAGCUUCGAUCGCGAUCAAGAUACCACCAGCCUUCCCACUCGAGUCCGUUGCAGUGGUUGGGGUCAACCGCGUUGCUGUCAAUGAACGAAAAUGGCAAAGUUGGAUCAUGACAACGAAGGGUGUCAUUACAUUCUCGGGCGGAAGUCUUAUCGAUGGUCUGGCGGUCUUCAAGCGCAACAUUACCGGUGCGCUCAAGGGCCAAAGCGAGUGCGCCAUCUGCUACAGCAUCAUCAGCAGCGACAAGACGAUGCCGGAUAAGCGCUGUGGAACUUGUAAAAAUCUCUUCCACCGGACAUGUUUAUACAAGUGGUUCCAGAGUAGCAACCAGAACACAUGUCCUCUUUGCCGAAACCCCAUCGACUACUUGGGCGCCGAUACGAAGGGGAGGCGGAAGGUAUAAUUGCGGCCUGGGUUGGAUGGUUACGGGUAAAGAUGAUAGAUUGAAUAGAUAUCUCCAACCAACGUCAUAAAUCAUAGCAUAUUUUGGUGGAUAACCCAGCCUCAAGGUCUGCGGAUCGCAUUGUUAGUUCUAUCAAAGCUGCGCGAUUUGCCAAGAAAUGUGUC